AUGGAAAAUUUAUUAGUGCUUCAAGAAAAUAAUUAUUCUAUCUUACAAAAAACUAUAUCUAAUUUUAAGAAAACACCGAAGCCAAGAUUAAAUAAAAGUUACUUGAAAGUGAGAUUAGAAAGUUUAGAGAAACAUUGGGAUAUCUUUGAUGAGACACAUAGAAAUAUAGUAAAGACAUCUACAUUAGAACAAAGAAAGAAGCAUGAAUAUUUUGAAAAGGAUUUAUUUUCGAAAUGCGAAGAAGAGUAUUUGUUUUGCAAAGCAGAUAUCACAGAGAUGUUAGAAAGUUUUGAGUCAUCAAAUAUAGUCCAGGAGCCAUGUACAAAAUAUGUAAAUCAAGACAAUAACAACAUUAAUAUUGAGAAUUGGGAUCCAUUAAUAAUACAUAUAAUUAGUAAUAAAUUAGACUCGGAGUCUCAAAAAACAUGGGAAGAAGAAUUGCAAACAAUACCUGUUGAAGAAUUACCUACGUUAGAAAAAUUUAAGAAAUAUUUAGAAGGAAGAUUUAGAGUAACAGAAAUGAUUCAAACAUCUUAUAUGAAAGAGAGAACUCAAAUUAAACCAAAAUCGUUUGCUACAAUAACUAGUAAUGCUGUAAAAAGAAAUACAGAGUAUAGAAGUAGAAAUACAGAAUGUGGAAAGUGUAAAGAGAAUCACGACAUAUUUUCAUGCAAAGAGUUUAUUAAGCUAGAUCCAGUUAUGAGAACAGAGUACAUUAAAAAGGAGAGAUUAUGCUUUAAUUGUUUGCGUCCUGGUCAUAGUGUAAAAUUUUGUAGAUAUAGAAUGAGAUGCGAUAUCUGUAAUAGAAAGCACCACACGUUGAUACAUAUAACUAAACCAAAUUUAGAGACUAUUAAUAAUGAGACUGAAGAGAUUAGAACACCAGAUAAUCAAACAAUGAGUCAACACAAUAUUCUUUCACAUGUGUCAAUACGAGGCCGUGUGUCAUUACUUGCUACUGCUUUGGUGAAUUUAGAAACGAGCAGAGGGCCACAGAUUGUACGAGCUUUAAUAGACCCUUGCUCAGAAGAAUCAUUUAUAAGUGAAGCAGUUGUAAAGAGAUUACAAUUGAAAUGUAAAGAUGUAGAAGGUCAGGUAUCAGCAGUUGGACAGAUGUCUACCCCGUUCAAGCACGCGGCGGAGAUUGAGUUGUCCUCUAGAAUGAAUAAAAAUUAUAAAUUAAAGUGUACUGCUUAUGUAAUUAAGCAUGUUACAGAUAUCAUGCCCGCUACAAGAAUAAAUUAUGAGCAUUGGACACAUUUCAGUGGCAUCGAGUUAGCAGAUCCAACUUACCAUACACCUGGAAAUGUAGACCUUUUAUUGGGUGUUCAUGUCUACACAGAUAUUUUGAUGAGUGGAGUUUUAAAGAGAAAGCAAGGAGAACCAAUCGCCCAACAAACUUACUUAGGGUGGAUAAUAUCUGGCGGCGAAGCUGUUGAGAGAUUACCAAAUAAGGGCCAAAUUAUUAGUAUGCAUUUGAGUGUAACGUUAGAUAAUAUGCUACAGAGAUUUUGGGAAUGUGAGUCACUAGAGUCUGAGAAUAAAAAUACACUUACCUCCCAAGAAGCUAGAGCAGAAGAAAUAUAUGAGAAAACAGUCAUGAGAGAUGAACAAGGACGAUAUGUAGUCAGCUUACCAUUUGUGAGAGACAAUCCAAUCUUACCUGAAAAUUCUAGAGAAAUAGCAAUGAGAAGAUUAAGAGGUUUAGAGAGAAGAUUGGCUGGAAAUGAAAACUUAAAACGAGAGUAUGAUAAUGUGUUAAAAGAGUAUAUAACAUUAAACCAUAUGGAAUUAGUAAAAGAUGAGAGAGAGAAAGAUACAGUCUACUUACCGCAUCACGCAGUUUUCAGAGAUGAUAAAACAACAUCGAAAGUACGUGUCGUAUUCGAUGCUUCGUGUCGAGGUACAAACGGAGUAUCACUUAACGAUGGGCUUUUGAUUGGACCUAAUUUACAAGAAGAGUUAAGAGAUAUUAUCCUAAGAUGGAGAACACAUAAAAUAGUUUUUGUGGCAGAUAUUAUUAAAAUGUAUCGCCAGAUAAAAAUACAAGAGAGAGACACAAAAUAUCAGAGAAUAUUAUAUAGAUUUAAUCAAAAUAAUGAAAUACAAACCUAUAAAUUACUGACAGUUACCUUUGGCAUGGCUUCAGCACCUUACCUUGCAAUAAAAACCAUGAGACAGCUUGCUAAAGAUGAAAAUACACAGUAUCCUGUUGCCUCGAAAAUUGUGAAUUCAGACUUUUAUAUGGACGAUGUAUUAACUGGUUUUGAUAAUGUGUGCGAUGCGAUAAAUGCACAAAAAGAGUUAGCAGAAAUGUUAUUGAAAGGAAAAUUUGAAUUACAAAAAAUAUCUUCAAAUAGUCAAGAAUUUAUGAAUUCAAUAGAUCCUGAGAAAAGAGUGAAUAGUAUUGUAUUAGAUAUAAAUCAUAAAGAGACUGUGAAGACUUUGGGUAUUAUGUGGGAGACAAAUGAGGACAGUUUAAAAAUAGCACCUACUUAUAUGAAAAGCGAAAAUACUAAUUUACUUACUAAGAGAAAUAUAUUGCGCCAGAUAGCUUCUUUAUUCGAUCCUAUGGGUUGGUUAUCACCUGCCAUAAUUAAAGCAAAGAUAUUUAUGCAAAAGCUCUGGCUAAAUCAAGUAGAUUGGGAUGAAGAACUGUCGAAUGAUCUGAAAGAAGAAUGGAAUAAAUAUAAAAAUGAUUUACCUGUACUGUCCGAAAUCAAGAUUCCUAGAUGGAAUGGAAGUACUAUUGAUGUGGAAGUGGAGUUACAUGGAUUUGCAGACGCCUCGCAAUCAGCAUAUGCAGCCGUAGUUUAUACUAGAGUAUUGAGUAAUAAUAAAAAUCCCUGCCAAACAACGUUGAUUAUGGCAAGAACUAAAGUUGCGCCUGUAAAACAAAUAUCUUUACCGCGCUUGGAACUAUGUGCAGCAGCAUUGUUAAGUAAAUUACUUAAACAUGUUAUGAGAAUACUUUCCAUUGAUACCAGUAAAACAUUUGCUUGGUCUGACUGCAAAGUAACAUUGGCCUGGAUAAAUGGCGACCCAAAUAAAUGGACACCAUUUGUUAAAAAUAGAGUUAUAGAAAUUAGAAACAAUUUGAAUAUUCAGUGGUUGUACAUUAAUACAAAAGAGAACCCCGCUGAUCCAGCAUCACGAGGAUUAUUACCCAGUGUACUAAAAGAGAGUCAUUUAUGGUGGCAAGGUCCAGAAUUUCUGCAAAUGUCUAAUUUUAUGUUACCAAAAGAUAUAAUUCCUGAAACAGAGUUGGAAAAAAGAGUUCAGAUUAAAUGUAAUACGACAGUUAUAAAAACUAAAGAUGAUGAAUUUAAACUUACCUUAUUGAAUAGAUUUUCGUCACUGAAGAAACUAUUGAACGUUGUUGCCUUUUGUAGAAGAUGGAUGAAAAAUGUAAAAAGAGAAAAUAUUAAACAUAAAAGCAUAGAUUGUGAAGAAAGAGAUAAGGCACUUACCGUUUGUGUUAAAAUAGCUCAGCAAAUAGACUUUACAGAUGAAAUAGAAACCCUGAAAAAGAAGAAAAUUAUUAAAAGAUGUAGUCGAUUAUUACCAUUAUGUCCUUACCUUGAUGAGAAUGAUGUUCUGAGAGUUGGUGGCCGUUUAAAGCAUGCAGAGCUGAAAUAUGAAAGAAAACAUCCUGUCAUACUUACCAGAGAUAAUCGACUUAUACCACUUCUGUUGAAUGAUGCACACAAAGAGACGCUGCAUGGAGGUCCUCGAUUAAUGACUUCAUACCUGCAAAAUAAUUAUUGGAUUAUAAAUGGCGGUCAAAGAAUAAAGAGAUUUUAUAGACAGUGCAAAAAAUGUGCUAUAUAUAAUGCUACUACUAGUAAUCAAUUAAUGGGAAACUUACCUGACGUUAGAGUGAAUCCAUCUCGCCCAUUUUCAAUAAGUGGAGUCGAUUAUGCUGGUCCUAUACUAUGUCGAAUGAGCAAAGGACGAGGAGCUAAAGCUUAUAAAUCAUAUAUAUGCCUAUUUAUUUGCAUGGCAACAAAAGCCAUACACCUUGAGUUAGUCAGUGACAUGACAACAGAAGCAUUUAUUUCGUCAUUUAAAAGAUUCGUUGCACGAAGAGGUCGAUGUUAUGAGCUGUGGAGUGAUCACGGAACUACAUUUAUAUCAGCAGAGAAAACCCUAUUUGAGAUGUGGAAACAGGGUAGAAAUGAACUUCCUGAAGAAUUGAGAAUUUUGUUGGAUGAUAGAGGCACUGUUUGGAAAUAUAUACCACCUGGCGCUCCUAACUUUGGAGGCUUAUGGGAAGCCGGGGUGAAAUCUGUGAAGUAUCACCUUAAGCGUAUACUAGGAGAUACUACGCUUACUUUUGAGGAGUUAUACACAGUCUUGACUCAAGUAGAGGCUUGUCUUAAUUCGCGUCCACUAACAGCACUUAAUGAUGAUUACGAGUAUCUGACACCCGGACAUUUCCUUGUUGGAGAGCCUACUAUAACUUUACCAGACAGAAACUAUGAAAAGGUAAAUGUAUCCAAUUUAACGAGAUGGCAAUUGACGCAGAAAAUGGUGCGUGAUUUUUGGUCAAGAUGGCAAACUGAAUAUUUGUCUCGAUUACAGCAACGUCCGAAAUGGAUGAGAGUUCAAAAAGAUUUCGAGAUUGGAGAUAUGGUCUUAAUAAAAGACUCAAGAGCGUCUCCAUCCAGUUGGCGCCUUGGUCGAAUACAAAAGAAGUAUCCGAGUUCCGAUGGCCUAACUAGAGUUUACGAUGUUCGUACAGCCACAGGUGUUAUGCAGCGUUCGGUGUCUAAACUUUGUAGACUUCCUGAUUUCAACUGA
This is a messenger RNA of Achroia grisella, 4803 nucleotides long. RefSeq lists its product as uncharacterized. Gene Ontology annotation, molecular function: nucleic acid binding. The record is from RefSeq and is a predicted model, not a curated record. Gene Ontology annotation, biological process: DNA integration. The coding region runs from base 1 to 4803 and encodes 1600 amino acids. NCBI's taxonomy places the organism in Eukaryota, Metazoa, Arthropoda, Insecta, Lepidoptera, Pyralidae. The transcript has 2 exons.